AGCCCGAAAAUGCGUGCAAGAUGAAGUAAUGAGCCUUUAGUAAAGUAUUGAAAAAUGAAAGUUGAGAAGUUCAAAGAUUGAUUUGCAUGCCACGAAGAAGAAAUUGCAUAAAACAUGUUUAUUAUUGUGUAGAAUUCAGUCGUAUUUAUCGAAAUGGCUACAAAUACAAACAGUCAUGUUAACACGGCGACAAAUGUUGGGUAUUUCACUUUUGAAAUCGCUUGGGAGGUCGCAAAUAAAGUUGGUGGUAUUUAUACUGUGAUUCGAACAAAAGCUCCGGUCACAGUAGAGGAAUUGGGUAAUCAAUAUUGCUUAGUUGGUCCUUACAAGGAACAUAACGUCAAUGUGGAAGUUGAAAUUUGUGAACCACAAAGUCAGGCAAUCAAGGAUGCAAUGGAGGAUUUAAAAAAAGAAGGAAUAAAGGUUGUUUUUGGAAGAUGGCUGAUUGAUGGUUACCCCCAAGUUUUGUUGUUGGAUAUUGGAUCUGGUAGUAAAUUCAUGAAUGCUUGGAAGCAAGAACUCUGGGAGAAAUGUAGUGUUGGUGUUACACAUCUUGAUAUUGAGGCUAAUGACUCCGUGAUUUUUGGCUAUCUCGUAUGUUGGUUUAUAACUCAGUUUAAAAAGAGAGAACCGUUACCUGUCAUUGCUCAUUUCCACGAGUGGUUAUCAGGUGUUGGUUUGGUUGCUCUGAGAACAAGACAUGUUGACGUUACUACAAUAUUCACAACUCACGCGACAUUACUAGGAAGACAUCUCUGUGCCGCCAAUGCUGACUUUUAUAAUAAUCUUGGAAGUUUUAAUAUAGAUAAGGAAGCAGGUGAUCGUGGAAUCUAUCAUCGAUAUUGUCUUGAAAGAUCCGCUGUUCACUCUGCUCACGUGUUCACUACAGUAUCAUUGAUAACUGCUGAUGAAGCAGAACAUAUGGUGAAACGAAGACCAGAGUGCAUACUUCCGAAUGGUUUAAAUGUUGUAAAGUACACUGCUUUACACGAAUUUCAAAAUCUACACGCGAUAGCAAAAGAUAAAAUACACAAGUUUGUGCGCGGCCACUUUUUUGGGCACAAUUUUGAUUUAGAUUCCACGCUGUAUCUCUUCUCUGCUGGCAGAUAUGAGUAUUUUAAUAAAGGAGUGGAUCUUUUCAUAGAGUCAUUAGCAAGAUUAAAUUAUUAUUUAAAGUCAACGUCCAGUACUACAACAGUGGUUGCUUUCCUGAUUUUUCCAACUCAAACCAACAACUUCAACGUUGAUUCCCUCAGAGGUCAAGCAGUGACAAAACAGUUAAGAGAUGUAGUCGAUGAAUUACAAGAUAAAAUUGGCAAGAAAAUCUUUGAAUCUGCACUUGGAGGUGAACUUCCCGUAGCAGAAACAUUGUUAUCCUCGGGUGAUCUCAUAAAGUUAAAGCGAUGCAUUUACGCUGCCCAGAGAGGAAGUCUUCCUCCUGUUGUGACACAUAAUGUGGUCAAUGAUGCAGCUGAUCAAAUAUUGAAUCAUAUUCGACGUUGUCGUUUAUUUAAUAACGAUGAAGACAGGGUGAAGAUUGUUUUCCAUCCAGAAUUUUUAUCGGCAACAAAUCCUUUGAUUGGUAUGGAAUACGAAGAGUUUGUGCGUGGUUGUCAUUUAGGAGUAUUUCCAUCCUAUUAUGAGCCAUGGGGAUACACUCCAGCUGAGUGCACAGUCAUGGGGAUACCAUCCGUAUCGACCAAUCUUUCAGGAUUUGGACGUUUUAUGGCCGAACAUAUUGCAGACCCAUGUUCGUAUGGAAUAUAUCUCGUCGACAGACGAUUCAAAGAUGCUGAAGGAUCUAUUACGCAGUUAACUGAGCACAUGAAGGCAUUUUGUUUGCUAAGCCGUCGGCAAAGGAUCAUCCAAAGAAACAGAACUGAACGUCUGAGUGAGUUACUGGACUGGAAGAGUCUCGGGAAGAAUUACAUGAAAGCGAGGCGAAAAGCUCUGUCAAAGAUCUGUCCUGAGAAAUUUCCAGAGGUCCCUGAAGAGGAUGAGAACGUUCAACAUCAGUAUUUCAGAUUUCCCCGACCAGGUUCCCAGCCUCCCUCCCCAGGUUCUUCAACUUAUGGAUCAGAUGACGAGGAGGAUGAACGCCACAGACUUUACAGUGAAUAAACGACUGAUUUAGAAUUCUGAACCAUUUAAUCCAAAAUAUUUAAUUCGGAUUUCGCUCCUGUGAACAACAAAAUAAUGGAGUGAAAUAUUGUGUGUGCCAUAAUUUCGUACAGUAAUUAACCCAUGGUCUUUAAUUUCGAAUCAGAUAAUCCGACUAACUUUUGCUGUCCAUGAAUCAAAUUAAGUAGUUUUGCUGAAUCAAGCAGUCAUUGCUAUGAAAGUAAUAACUAAAGGCCAUAUUACACAGUUCAGUUUUUCCUGCAACUUGCGACGCAAUUCGACUUUUAAGAGAUGUAAAUUAGUGAAGAGUUCUCAAAAUGCAAGUGCAAGAAACAUCAUGCAGUGUUACACUAUGCAAUUUUCCUUGCAACUUGCAAUGCAAUUAUAAUUUCGAGGGAUGUUAAUUAGU
Molecule: messenger RNA, 2530 nt
Organism: Dendronephthya gigantea
Lineage: Eukaryota; Metazoa; Cnidaria; Anthozoa; Malacalcyonacea; Nephtheidae
Product: glycogen [starch] synthase-like
Exons: 20
Coding region: 154-2121 (655 amino acids)
Biological process (GO): glycogen biosynthetic process
Cellular component (GO): cytoplasm
Molecular function (GO): alpha-1,4-glucan glucosyltransferase (UDP-glucose donor) activity
Source: RefSeq, a predicted model, not a curated record